This is a messenger RNA of Rhodamnia argentea, 5029 nucleotides long. RefSeq names its product protein EMBRYONIC FLOWER 1. NCBI's taxonomy places the organism in Eukaryota, Viridiplantae, Streptophyta, Magnoliopsida, Myrtales, Myrtaceae. The coding region runs from base 414 to 4109 and encodes 1231 amino acids. The record is from RefSeq and is a predicted model, not a curated record. Gene Ontology annotation, biological process: negative regulation of flower development; shoot system development; negative regulation of DNA-templated transcription. The transcript has 7 exons.
AAAAAAACAAGAAACAUCUCAUGACUUCAAGACGACAAAAAAAAAAAAAGGAACUCAUUUCUCUCUCUCUCUCUCUCUCUCUCUUUCUUGAAGAAUCGAAAGCUCCCGCACACACGCCCAACAUCGAAGAGGCUUAGCUAGGGUUUCUCUCGAUUCGCGCACCCAAAUCCUGGGCAGCUUGAGCUCGACCCCUUCUUGAAUCCGGCACCGUCUUCUUCGUCGCGGGGCUCUCUACUCGGCGAGGUCUUCAUCGGGAGAAGCCGCGGGGGGAGAUUCCAAGUCAAAGUGUGGAUAGGGCACUAGUUUGACUCGGCCUUUCGAGAGAUUUGAGGCCAGCUUGCUUUGAAGUGAAAUGAUCGCAUGACGGCACGAACAACCAACGUGGUCGCAUCGUCGUUCGCAUCUCAAAAGCAAUGGAAUCGUUCACCCAAAUUGAAUCAAUAUCAAUAGAUCUUCUUGGAGUUGCUGGAAAAAGUAAUACUAAGUGUGAGCACUUCUCAAUCCGUAAAUAUGUUUCUGGGAUGCGGCAAAAAGAAAGUAAGCUAUGUUGGCCGUUCAAAUUGGAGAAAGACACCUUAGAAGUGCCAAAAGACAUGCUUCCACCACUAGAUGUUCCGAAAUUCAGAUGGUGGAAAUGCCAAACUUGCAUUCCGGAUAUAUGCGUUGAUUCCACUCCUGCUGAAAAAGCCAUUGAUGAUUCUGGUUUUAAAUGCAAAUGCGAGAGUGCCAGAACCAAUCUGUUGAGCCAAAGUCAAACUGCAACUGUUGCCUCUGAUUUUCAGCAGAUAACGAAUGUAGGCAUUGCCAGCACAGGAAAAUCCAAUGCUACUAUUUUACCUCAAAGUAAUGGCAAUGACGUUUGUGCUCCAUUAUAUUCUAAGGAGAAAAAAGACAAAGAAGAUCAGACUUGCACUCUAAUCUCCAAAGAAGUUGGCGUCAGCCAGGGAAAGGGAACGGAUGCACAUGGCAUACAUGUCAAUGCUGAAUCAGUACUUAACCAGUCAAACGGCAAUCGGUCUCUUCAUUUGUCCAUGCUAGAUUGUGGAGUUCAUGAAGUUGUUGGCCGUGCAAGUUCUUCCGAAAUCAUUCAAUUGGGGAAACAACCAUCUAAUCCCGAUUCUGUGAAGGUGGCUAAUGGCUCUGAGUAUGGUGGGGUUGGAUUGAUUGAUGGUGUGGAUGAUGCUAUCACAGUUCAAGAGAAGAAACAUCCUUCAGAAGAGCUAGAUGAACAAGACUGCCCAUCAUCUGACAGUGGUGACCUCUCCGAGGAUUAUUUUCAUGCUAAAACCGUUGGUUUACGUCGUAGAAGAUAUCGGAAAAUACGUCUGCUAACCGACUUGUUGGGUAAGGAUGACAAUACGCAUCCAGAUCAAACCCGGAAAGUAAAUGCUCCUUGUCUUGCUACAUGCGAUGAGUCUGUGAAGAUAGGUACAGCAUCUGCGACAAAUUGUCCAAUGGCGGCCCCUGACAAUGUGAAAAAGGUUUUUAAGAAAAGGAAGAGGAGUUUGCCUUUUGAUCCGGACAGCAAGCCGAUGGAUUCUAUGACUCCUAGCCAGGAAAGCGGGAAAGAAAUUGUCUUCAAAGAUGGUGCUGGGAAUUCCAGUGCUAUUGCUGAGUCUCAAAUUGAAGACAGUGAACUUGCUAGAAUGGAUUCACAAACUGUCAGAAAGAAUCAUUGGGCUAAACACAAGGAGGAUGCAGUAAUACGUGCAACCAUUAAGAAGAAAAAGAAGAACCAUGUUACGGAAGAUUAUUUCCUCUAUAAAUCUGGACAGAUCGGGGCCAAACCAGCUGAUGUCAUGUUUUCGUUUGGACAUGAGACAUCUGCAGAUGCAGCCAGAGAAAUGAACUCUUUCCUUUUCCCUGUGUCGAAGAAUGAAAGAAGUUUGCUUUGCAAGGACAAGACAGAAAUGUCUCAAGAAAAUGGUGGCCAGGUUUCAGUGGCUCCUCCUAGCAGUAAUCCCAAUCCUUCAAGAGGUAUGUUUAUGAGGACAGACUCUGGAGUUAUGCAAGCCAGUCCUCCACCUUUUUGGUUCAUUCCCACCAGUGAUGCUUCUGUAGAAAAUAGAUCCCAUGUUUCUUCCAAAAGCUGUUUGCUUCCUCCCAAAGUUGACAAAGCAUAUGCCACUCAAUUCGGUGUGGCUUCUUCAUUCCAUUGGCUGGAAGGUGCUCGAGAAGAUUCUCUUAUGCUCAGAAAUAGGGAAGCCAGACAGAUUGAGCCAAAGCGUCCUUCUAGAUGUGGAUCAGAUGCUUUUUUGAAUAAAGGAGUCCAUGAUGUCAUUAGCAAGGGAUCCACCCAUAAGAUUCCUAAAGUUCAGACUGAGAAGCAAAACCAUGCCUUGAAUUUAGAGAACUCAUUUUGUUAUAUGAAGCCACAAAUGCAGGAUAUUUCUGGGACAAGUAACAGAGAGAAAGCCACUAAAUCUCAUGAGUUCUCUGCAACUAUGAAGCAAUAUCAUGAUGAAAAAUCUGUUAAAGCUUCUGAGCAGACAACUGUAGAUGACAUACCAAUGGAAAUUGUUGAACUCAUGGCAAAAAAUCAAUAUGAAAGGUCUUUAGAUGGUGCAGGAAAAAAUAAACUCCUGCCAAGAACAAGUAAGUCAAUAGAUUCCGGGAGUUCAAGGAUUGUGAAGGAAUGUAGAAACAGGGAGCUGAACUUAUCGCAAAAAGAAAGCAUUCCGAAGAGGCAAAUUCACUCUGGAAAUCCCCGAAGUGUUGUUGUUGGAAAAGAUUUCAGAUCGCCCAUGCAAAAGUUUGUUCAGGACUCUUCUUGCCCAAUCACAAAUUAUGCAACUGUUGGCCAUGUAGAAGGAACUCCUAAUACUGCAAGGCAUGUGAUGUUUUCCCAGGACCAAGGAAAGUCAGCUAAGGUCCGAGUAUGUGUUACGGAUCCUUCGAGGCAGGGUACUAAUUUGAACGGCACAUUGAAUGAGGAUAUUUCCAGAAACAAACCCUCUGAUACUAAUUUUGAGCAUUUACAAGCACCUAGCAGAACCCAUAUUCCACAACAAGGUGACGAACCGGUUCAUCUGUCGUCAUCCAUGAUGCCAACCCACAUGCCCUUUGUGUACACUAUCCCCCCAGAUGGGGGACUUCACUCUAAUCAUAUGGAUGUUCAAUCAUAUCGCCCCAAAACCCCACCUAAGGUGGACAUGAGCUGGAGUCAGGAUCCAAGAUUAUUUAGCUUCAGUGCUACAAACCUUGAGAAGCCGAGUAAGGACUUUCAUUUUGAUUCUUUCAGCAGAACAUGUGUGGAGAACCCGUAUGCAUCGAGACAUAAGGGAAUCGAGGUUGAAAAUGGAUAUGACUCAUUUGAUUUUCGUUCUAAUGAAACUAUACCAGCUAUGCAUUUACUCAGUCUCAUGCAUGCGGGGCCUAGUUCUGGUCAAAACAUUGAUUUGGGUGGAAAUGACAGGUUCUCGAAAUAUCCUUCCUUUCCACGUGGGUAUCAUUCGAGGGAAAUUCCUGGGCGGGCAUUGAGUCUACACAAGCCGUCCGAUUUGUUGAAAUGCUCUUCUUCAGGUUACUGUCCUACAAAUUUUCUUCCAGGAAGAUACCAUGAACAUUCUGCUGUUCCAAUCGUGAGUGCAUCUGCUUCCUUUGUUCAACCUGAUAAAUUUUUGGGGGGGGAUGAUGAAGGUAGAGUGCGUCUCCCUCUCAAGGUUCGUGAUAAAGGAAAGAGAAAAUUUUCUGAUCUAGCUGGACCGACUGGAGGCUCUACAUUCUCUAACCGUUAUCCAGGAAUGAGUGACAGAGGCAAUCUCUGUCGUAAAUCAGGGAAUUUCUUUGGCAUGCCGAAUCCUAGGAAUUUCUCACUGCAUGAAGAAAACUCUGGAAUGGCCAAAAUUGACACCCAUAAUAGAAGUGAAACCACUUGGCCUCCAAGAUGCAGUUCUAAGCCGGGAAUUUGCACGAUUAAUCGAAACCCUGCGGACUUUAGCAUGCCAGAAGCAGGAAAUAUCUACACAAUCGGACGUAAUGACCUAAAAUUUGAAAAGAAAUUCCGAUUUCCACAAAAGUCUGGCCUAGCUAAUUUGGACGGUUUGAAAGAAAAGAGUAGCAUGAGGCUUACUGGUGGAUUUAGAAUUCCCCAGCAUCAACUUGGUUGAAUCUCUCCCAAUAUUCAUAAGUUCCAACAGGUGAGCAUCUUGGUUUUCUUGCUUAGUUGCUGCAAAAAAGAGCAUCUCGGACAGGGGUUUUGGGGGCUGUAGUGUGCAGAAUGUGCAAGCUGAUUUGCAGUCGGGAAAGUUGCUGUUAGUUCUGACUCCGGAUCCAUCUCUAAGCCGGCAUCAUGAAAAUACAACCAGGUAAGGCCUGUAAACUUGCGAGAAGUUUGACCCUCUCAGAGUUCUCGGCACGAGACUUCAGAGGGUAUGCAGGAAGUAGAUGCUUCACUCUAUGAGAGUACCUCCUUGUUUUUGUUUUGUGAUUUACCCUGGCAAUGAAUUUGCUUAGGAACAAUAGCAGGGCAUCGACACAACUAUUUGGCCGAGUGGGACACACGAUAAGUUUGUGCUUUUCUUUUGUUUUUUCCUUUGUUAUCUCUCAUUUCAGCAGUUGUAAUAAGGGUUUGGCACGGUGAAAGGGAGGACCUGGAAAUGUGGUUCGGUUGAAAUAAAGCGGAAAGAAAGCAAAAGGAAAAGCAAACUGAAAACAAUACAUUUUGGAUAUGGAAUUCAUCUGAAUUGCUCGUUGUACAAGAAAAACUUAAGCGAUGUGCUUACCAUCUUAAGAUCAACUCUGGACGGACGAUUAGCUAUACUAUUUUUCAGGCUCUAUACUCCAUUCCACUUGGAUAUGCAAUACUUGUACGUUCUCUAUAGUGUCCUAUUUCCAGUUUAAGCAUCGUUCUUCUGAUGCGGAUAUACACUGACGGCGAGCACGUCUAGGCUGCACAUAAUUGGUUGGUUGGCUUGCUUUCUCCAUGUAGAGUGGUGAUGGUUGAAGUUAAAGCAUAAACAAUAUUUAGAUUUCAAGACAAUAAGUCUCCAACUUUUUUUCUCAGUUGAUGAAAUUGGCUAAGGGGGAU